Musca vetustissima is the source of this 1866-nucleotide messenger RNA. Its product is annotated as protein claret segregational-like. NCBI's taxonomy places the organism in Eukaryota, Metazoa, Arthropoda, Insecta, Diptera, Muscidae. Gene Ontology annotation, molecular function: microtubule motor activity; microtubule binding; ATP binding. Bases 1 to 1866 code for a protein of 621 amino acids. Gene Ontology annotation, biological process: microtubule-based movement. The transcript is spliced from 3 exons. The record is from RefSeq and is a predicted model, not a curated record.
AUGGAAUCAAAGUUACCAAAACCGUCUGCCCUAAAAAGACCAGCGCCUGUCGCAAGGACCAUACUGCCAACGGAUAGGAUAAAAACGGCAUCAUUUACUGGAAGUUUUGGGAACAAACCACAUUUGUUCAGCGGGAGCUCUCAGUCUCUGAACACUUUUAAUCAACAUCCACGCGAUAUUACCAACUUUCAGAAUUAUGAAAAUACUGCACGCAGAGAACGAGCAGCAUCUCCCGAAGCUGCACACUCGAAUUAUGGAGCGUCACGGGCAAAAAUGAGACGGAGCCGUUCUGCUUGCGAUAUCCGAGAUAUGCGACCCUUAAAACGGACAGAAUCGACGUUGGCCCCAAUUCCAGCAAAAACUUCCCGACUGUUGUCCUCCACAGCUACAAUUGGGACAGUGGGGGCUAAUACUAACAGACCGCCGCGCAUUGGAAUGUCCACUACUGCAACAAGCAGUACAACUACAAAAAAGCCGCCAACUGCCAAUACAUCUAAAGUUAACGGAGGAGGUCGAACAGCAUUGAAUAAUACAAAGGGUUCAAGUAAUACGAGCGCAAACACAUCGGCGUCUGCGGCCAAAACUGCAAGCAAACGUAUUCCUGCAUAUGACUUUAAGGCACGGUUUAAUGACCUUUUAGAGAAACACAAAAUCCUUAAAGAUAAACUGGAAGAAAAGACAGAACAGCUUAACAGUCUGGAGAACUUACCAGAGGUACUAGAGGAUACAGAAAAACAGUUAAUAACUACAAAAGAAGAACUUAAAAAUACCCAAACGAUGAAUGAAUGCCUAAAACGCGAGACGAAGUUGCUGCAAGAAAAAUACAACAACACUGUGGAAAACCUGAGUAGAACAACGGUAGAACUGAAUAAUCUAACAAAAGCAUAUACUGAAAUAAAACAAGAACAUGCUGAACUAAUUUCCGAAGUAAAUGAGCUGCGUGAGAGAACCUCCACUUUGGCCGACAAAAACGCCAAUCUUAUGGAUGAAAUAGCAAUAUGCAAAGAACAGUUAUUCCGUUCAAACAUGGAACGAAAAGAAUUGCACAACACCGUGUUGGAUUUACGUGGUAAUAUACGCGUAUUUUGCCGUGUCCGUCCACCACUGGACUGUGAAAGGGACAAAAUGCUGUGUAAUUGGAGUUAUUUGGACGAAGCAACUGUUGAAAUUGCCAGUUUCGAACCGACAUCGAAGGGAAAACCAAAUGCACAUACGUUUACAUUUGACCAAGUAUUCCAUCCCUCUUCGGGCCAAGAAUCGAUAUUUGAAAUGGUCUCGCCCUUAAUACAGUCCGCUCUGAAUAGCAAGAACGACAUCUACGUAUCAAAUAUAACGCAGGAGACGGUGGAGAGCGCAGGACGUCUCCGCGAACUAAUGCAAAUCGCCAAGAUGAAUCGUGCAACAGCAGCGACCGUCGGCAAUGAACGAUCAUCAAGAUCACACGCGGUGACAAAAAUCGAACUUAUAGGUGCACAUGCCGAAAAACAAGAAAUUUCUAUUGGUUCAAUAAAUCUGGUGGAUUUGGCAGGCUCAGAGUCACCCAAAACAAGUACUCGUAUGAACGAAACCAAGAACAUAAAUAGAUCGCUGUCAGAGCUGACAAAUGUAAUAUUGGCACUAUUGCAGAAACAAGAUCACAUCCCUUACCGAAACUCGAAGUUAACUCAUCUAUUAAUGCCUUCUUUGGGCGGUAACUCCAAGACACUAAUGUUUAUCAAUGUUGCUCCACUGCAAGAUUGUUUUGUUGAAUCACUGAAAUCACUGCGAUUUGCUGCCACUGUCAAUCAGUGUAAAAUGGCCAAGGCUAAACGUAAUCGUAUACUUAACACAUCCCUUGCAAAUACCAGCGGAAUCAGCAAUCAAUAA